Messenger RNA from Zootoca vivipara (common lizard), 2346 nucleotides. RefSeq names its product MGAT4 family member D (gene MGAT4D). Gene Ontology annotation, cellular component: Golgi stack; endoplasmic reticulum-Golgi intermediate compartment; endoplasmic reticulum. Gene Ontology annotation, molecular function: acetylglucosaminyltransferase activity. Gene Ontology annotation, biological process: protein N-linked glycosylation. NCBI's taxonomy places the organism in Eukaryota, Metazoa, Chordata, Lepidosauria, Squamata, Lacertidae. The record is from RefSeq and is a predicted model, not a curated record.
UCGUUCUCACCGAGCGGCUCCAGCGAUUCCCUCCGGGGAAGCGCCAGAAACAUUUCAGUAGCUCUUGGGUGAGAGAGAGAUGGUCGAUGCCUUGCGCCAGAAGUUCCUGCAAGCGCGAGAAAGACCUGAGGAGGAGCUGGGGCAGCGUUGCUGGAGCAGCAGCCAAGGCUGAGAGAGAUAAGCGCGGGAUCGGAUUCCCGCACCUGUGAGUUUGGCCAGGCGCCUACCUGCAAACAAUAACUCUUCCCAGAGGGGCAACGAGGCGUGAGGGGAACAAACAGACACCACACAUACACAAAAAGCUCCCGCCGGUUCAGGACGUCAAGCAAAACACCGCGGGCGGGCGGGACAGCGAGACGCAGCUACUACGGGAAGCCAAAGGCGGUGACGCCGCGCGACAGGCAGAGCAGCGCUUCGAGGCGCCACCGCUGCUGAGGACCUCGGGCAGCCUCGCCGCGGGGCCGAGAGAUGAGGCUCCGUCUGACCAGCGCCUUGACGUUUGUGUGCCUCAGCGCGGUCUUCUCCUUCGCCUGGUACGCCGCCCGGAGCGGGAGCGGAGGAAGUGUUUUAGAUGUGAACCAAAGACAGCUUUUGGAACUUCGCCAAAGACUCUUCUACGCUGAAAAGGAAAACAAAAAAAGAUCCUAUGAGCUGGAGAGUGUCCUAAAUGAAAUCAAGCAAUUCAUUGGUGAGCUAGCAAGCACUUCCGGAAAUUUUACAGACUCUACGAAGUUGAACGUGUUGAGUCUCGCCAACAAACUCCCUAUACAUCUUUCAAAUAUCCAUUACUAUCUGCCUCAUCUCCAGGAGCAUGAAGAUGGUAUUUAUCCAAAUGUUGUAGUUGGACAAGGAAGGACUGGGGUGGCCAUGGUAAUAGGUGUUCCAACAGUGCGAAGAGAAAAGGAAAGCUAUUUGAUGGACACACUGGAAUCCCUUUUCAGUGGAAUGUCUGAAGCUCAGAAGAAGCAUUGUAUGAUAAUUAUCUUUGUAGCAGAGGUGGAUUUAAAAUAUGUCAACAGCAUUGCAGAAAGCAUUAGGAGCCGCUUCCCAGAGGAGGCACUUUCUGGAGUUCUAGAGGUUGUAUCUCCCCCUGCUUCCUAUUAUCCCAAGCUCUCCAAUCUCAAGACAUCAUUAGGGGAUUCAAGUAAGAGAGUAAGAUGGAGAACAAAACAGAAUUUGGAUUAUAGCUUCUUAAUGAUGUAUGCCCAACCAAGGGGAACUUACUAUUUACAGCUAGAAGAUGAUAUUAUAGCGAAACCAUCAUAUAUACAAACAAUCAGUGAGUUUAUUGUGCUGCAGGACUCAAAGGAGUGGCUGUUUCUUGAAUUUUCUCAGCUUGGGUUUAUCGGAAAACUAUUCCGAUGCAGAGACUUGCCACUGAUAGUUGAAUUUUUGUUAAUGUUCUACAAAGAUAAGCCAAUUGACUGGCUUCUAGACCACUUACUUUCGGUUAAAGUUUGCAGUCCAGAGAAAGAUGCAAAACACUGUGAACGCCAAAAGACCUAUUUGCGCAUCCGUUAUAGCCCAUCUCUCUUUCAGCAUGUGGGAAUUCAUUCUUCUUUGGCUGGGAAAAUACAGAAAUUGAAAGAUAGAGACUUUGGCAAAAAUGCAUUUAUUACAGCACAUGUCAACCCAGCUGCAGAAGUGACAACAAGUCUAAAAGCAUUCCAGCACUAUACCCUAGAAAAAGCUUAUAAAGGAAUAGAAUAUUUCUGGGCUUUUGCUCCUGUGGCUGGAGAUUAUAUUCUGUUCAGCUUUUCGCAGCCAAUAAAAAUACAAAGGUACCUUUUUAGAAGUGGAAAUAGCAUACAUCCAGGAGAUAUAAUAACUGAUGCUACUGUAGAAGUUUUACCCAGUGCUGAGAUAGACUUACCGCCUGGAGGAGCCAAUUCAGGGAAUUUUAAAAUCGUAAAAACUCAGGAUGGAUAUUUUCGAAUAGGCACAUUCAAAAAUGGAAUAGCAGAUGGCACCGUCAACCCAAACUUAGGAAAUAUAAAAGCUCUUCGUUUAUCUAUCCAUUCUAGUUCUCCUACGUGGUUGUUACUGAGUGAGAUAUUCAUAAUGAUGCAGUUGGACGAGAAUAAGAAAAAAAUACUUCUUUGAGAAUAUGAAAAUCUUGAAUGCUACAUGGAAACAAGGCCAUCUAGUGGUAGCAGCAAAACUGUCAACUAUAAAAUGUAAUCUCCUUCCUAACACUGUACAGUGUAGUAAGAGAGGGGAUAAUGCUACAUUAAAUCUUUUUCUUUCUUUUUUUGAAAUACUGAUAAUAUAUUACCAACAGGCCCUUUGUAAAUAAAAAUACUUUCAAUAGCUUAAACAAAUAAGGAUGCAGUCCUAUCCACACAU